Molecule: messenger RNA, 3147 nt
Organism: Musca vetustissima
Lineage: Eukaryota; Metazoa; Arthropoda; Insecta; Diptera; Muscidae
Gene: by
Product: tensin homolog
Exons: 2
Coding region: 19-3141 (1040 amino acids)
Molecular function (GO): protein binding
Source: RefSeq, a predicted model, not a curated record
UGAAAUAAUUCGCGAACUAUGCGGUCGCAUUACGAUGAAUACGCUCGUGGCGAAACGAAAAAUACAACAACAACAAUAAAUUAUAAUAAUAAAAUGUUAAAUACUAAUAAUAAUUAUAACUACAAUAACAACAAUAAUAGUAACAACAAUAGCAGCAGCAAUGGUAGCAUACCAUAUCAUGCCCGUGAAAAUUCGCUACCAUUCAGUUAUGGACAAAUUAGCAAAACAUCAACGCCAUUGAGGCCAACGGCGUCAACAGCAUCGAAGCAAACGACGUCAUCGUCGUCAUCAUCAGCGACGCUGUCACGUAGUUAUAAAAACGGUGUUGAACAUGAUUUAGACUUUGAUUUCGAUUUCGGUUUAAGUUCUGAACGCACGAACAGCAACAACAACAAUGGCAAUGAUUAUCUCGGUUCUUAUGCGAAAAAUUCGAAUGGUGUAAAUGGUUCUCGCGCUCUAAAUGAUGUAAAUUAUAAUACGUCGAAAAAACGCAUUGAAUUUUUGGAUAAUUCCGGUGGGUGUACCCAAACCUUGAGAUAUAACAAUAAUUCUGCGAAGUCGGAUGAUUUGGAUCCGACAAUGAUUAAAGUCCAGCCACGUCUCACUAGUCCUUUGCUAGUAAGAAAAACAUUAGGCGGCAGCAGUAACACGAACUCGAAUGGUAAUAGUCGAUCACCUACGCGCUCCUCAACCAACACCAUUGCAAAUACCUACCACUACAGUUAUGGCAAUAAGAAUAGCAGCAACAGUGGUGGUGCAGAUAUUGGAGACAACAUCUAUGGCUUAAAUGGCAAUUUCAGUAAUGGCAAUAGCAGCAGCAACAACAACCACAACAUUUAUGGCCGCAAUACACCAACAUAUGGCGUUGACACACUAACAAAAACCCCUGCUCGCCAUGAUUUCGAUGAAUUGCUGCGUGAACGUCGUGAGAAGGUUUUCAACGAAUAUCGUUCCACAACCCACGAGGUGUUGGCUGCCACACCUCCACCCAAUCGUUCCCCCUUGCCACCGCCAAGGCGUUUUGUCAAUGGCACCGUACAGCUGCCAUCUACCCUGCCGCCCUCCUUAAAUAAUGGGCGAGGUUCCUCAAUGUCCUCCUACUCCCAGCAUCAGGGGCCGCAGGUGCCUCAACGCAAUCCAGGGAAAUUUAAUUACGAUUUCCAAUUCAAUCUUAAUUUGGAUGAACGUGAAGACGCCAACCGAGACGGCGGGGAUUAUCUGAGGCGCCGAACCACCAGCCAAACAUUGGAUCGGUCUCCGCAGCGUUAUCGCUCACCGGAAAAUUUGGACAAUCGGCGUCAGCAUCAAACAUUGGAUCGUUAUAUGACCACCACGACAACUUCGGCAUCGAGUCAGCGUUAUGGCGAUGAACCGGAUGGUGAUAUUUUACGAAGGCGUCCCGCAAUGGAUAAUCGUGGCUAUGAACAGUAUCAAGAGAAGCAACAGCAGCAGCAGCAACAAUUGUAUGAAACACGCAACAUUCCAUUGGCCUCAUACAAUGUGGAACGUAAUUAUCACACAACAACAACAACGGCAGCAUCAGCCUCACACAAUCGCCAGGCCAUAAGUCCAAACUCAAUGUCGUCGGAUAUUUAUGCUACGCCUUAUGAUGAGGAACGACAUCACUAUGCCAACAACAACAGCAUUACAACAACAACAUCAACGCUACGCACAAAUCGUUAUGAUCAACAGCAGGCUGCUCCAUAUGGCAAUGGUCAGAUUUAUGGACAGCAGCAGCAUCAGCACGAAAUGGCCAACAAUAUUGGUCAAGCGGCGGCAGCCGGAGCAACAACACCACAAAUGGCCAGAAGAAGAGAGUCGUCACCUAUUUAUGCCACCAGUACCAAAAAGGUAACAACGACAACGGCCAACACAACAACACCAUUAUAUCGCAGUCCAACACCACAGCAGCAACUCCAACAGCAACAACAACAAAAUGCUGCCACCUCUUCCAUGGCCAUGUUAAGCAUUACGGAUUAUCAAGCCAGCACUGGCUCACCAAAUGGCACAAUUCGACCAGAGACACCAGCAUUUCCUGUUACCCCUCGGACCCCCUUUGCCACCGGCAACAGUAACAGUGCCACAAUUGGCCUCAAUGGCUAUAAUACCGCCACACUGCGUACCAACGGCUAUUCUCCACAAAAUUCCUCCGGCACCGCCACCGAGAUACAAAAUUAUUCAACGGAAACAAUUUAUGGCAGCAAUUAUAGACCCAGGCUAAAUUCCAGUCUUUCCAUGGCCAACAGCGAACCCCAGGAGGUGGCGGCACAUUUGGUAAAAUUUGCCAAAGAUUCAUCGAAAUUUUGGUAUAAACCCAAUCUCUCACGGGAGGAGGCAAUUUCAUUGUUGCUUAAUGCACCACCUGGCACUUUUGUGGUACGCGAUUCCACCACCUAUAAAAAUGCCUAUGGUCUUGUAUUAAGGGUGGCCCAACCCCCACCCGGCACCCAAUCCACCGGCAAACCCGAUGAAUUGGUACGCCACUUCCUCAUAGAACCCACAACGCGUGGUGUACGCCUCAAGGGCUGUGCCAAUGAGCCCGUGUUCACCUCCCUCUCCGCCUUGGUCUAUGAACACUCCAUAAAUCAAUUGGCCCUACCCUGCCUGCUGCAAAUUCCCGAACGUGAUAUUGUCCAGCCAUUGAUAGAGCCCAGUCCCGCCCAAACACAAUUGCUAACACAAGGUGCCGCCUGUAAUGUCUUGUGGCUAUUUUCAUGUGACACAGAAUCUCUGACUGGCGAAGAGGCCAUCCGCAAGGCCAUACGGCAAAUGAAUGCUCCCGGUAAUAAGGUGACACCCACCGAGGUCCAUUUCAAAGUUAGCCAUCAGGGUAUAACACUGACGGAUAAUACACGUAAAAAAUUCUUCCGUAAACAUUAUACGGCCGAUAUUAUAUCCUACUGUGCCAUAGAUCCCGAUCAUCGUUUGUGGACAAUGCAGGAACAUGGUAAUGACAAUACCACCGUGGUGGGUGCCUUGAAGAAAACCAUAUUUGCUUUUGUGGCUCGACGUUCGGCAAGUUCGAAGGAUAAUCAGUGUCAUGUUUUCUGUGAUUUGGCCAUAAAUCAGCCAGCCUCUGCCAUAGUUUCGUUUGUGAAUAAAACGUUGCCAACGGAGAAACAAAAGAAUUACAUACUCUGAGAGAGA